Molecule: messenger RNA, 1733 nt
Organism: Spodoptera litura
Lineage: Eukaryota; Metazoa; Arthropoda; Insecta; Lepidoptera; Noctuidae
Product: esterase FE4-like
Source: RefSeq, a predicted model, not a curated record
CAUCGACGUAAUAAAUCUUCUCAGUUGCUACCACUAUGUGGCAAGUUAUAGGCAUGUGGUCAAUGGUGCUGUUGGUAUCAUUAUGUGGUUUAGCCCAAGGAUUAUAUCGCGUGGACCCUCUUGUGUCCACAAAGAAAGGCCUUAUCCGAGGUCUUCAGUCUAAUGAGGGGUAUGCCGAGUUCUUGGGUAUUCCUUAUGCGGUGGUAGAUAAAAGUAAUCCGUUUGGGCCAUCAGUCCCACAUCCCGGCUUCGAUGACAUCUUCGAAGCAUACGAGACAAACAUGUGUCCUCAAGUGUACAAUGAUUUAGCGUUUGGAACAAUCGAUUGCCUCACUAUGAACAUCUAUGUACCAAGUGCUGCUACUACUCAAAACCUAUUACCAGUAAUAGUUUCAAUACAUGGAGGAGCUUUUGUUAAUGGUGGCGCUGAAACUGAAGGACAUCCUCGUUUUCUACUGAAACAUGAUGUAAUCGUAGUAAAGAUAAAUUAUAGACUUGGUGCAUAUGGUUUCAUGUGUCUGGACAUCCCAGAAGUUCCAGGAAAUCAAGGACUUAAAGAUCAAGUGUUGGCUCUGAGGUGGAUCAAUGACAAUAUUGAAGCAUUCGGAGGCGACGCUGGACAAAUUACUGUAGUCGGGGAAAGCGCUGGUGGAAUGUCUGUUAACUUUCAUCUGUUGUCUUCAUAUGAGAGUUUGUUCCAAAGAGCCAUAAUCCAGAGUGGACCAGCUUCUAGUCCUGGGUUGAUAAUAGAUUCAAACAAAACUGUGCCAAUAGAAUUGGCUAAAGCUUUAGACUAUGAAACUGAAGAUAUACUUGAAGCUCUGAAGUAUCUGGCGUCGGUGGAUGUUCAUACAUUGGUUAAAGUAGCUCACGAAUUAAAUAUAACUAGUUUAACUGAAACCAAUUUUCCCAGUACUGUGCCUUGUAUUGAGAAGGCAAUCGAAGGAAUCAAACCAUUCAUGACAAACUACCCAAUGAAUAUAAAUUCCCCAAAAGUCCGCAAUACUCCGGUUAUCAUUGGACACGCAAGCAACGAAAUGCCUUUCCUGUAUGGACUUGCUGACUCGGAUUUUUUCUCAAACUAUGAUUUUAGUUUCAUUUCUAACGCUUUUGAUUUAGGGUAUGAUUGGGAGGAUGCUAGAGGUAUAAAUGAUGUGAAGCACUUUUAUAUCGGAGAUGAGCAACUUAACGAAAAUGUAGCAAAUGAAAUUACUGAUUUUGCUUCAGACUUUAUAUUUAAACACCCGACGCAAAGAAUGGCAGACAGACUCUUAGACAUUGGCGCUAAAUCAAUCUAUCGAUACGUUUUCUCAUACAGUGGUGGCCGAAAUUGGCUUAAAGUUCUGUAUAACUUGAAUUCUACGGGAGCCAUUCACGGGGAUGAGCUUGGAUAUAUUUUUGAUCAAGAAAUAUUUAGCAAAGUGGUUACUCCCGAAGACCAGCUAAUGAUAGACAGAAUCACGACGCUUUGGAUCAACUUCGUUAAGUAUGGGGAUCCAACACCGACUACGUCGGAGCUGCUUCCAGUGAAGUGGCAACCUAUUACAAAGACCAGCCAGCCUUAUUUGAACCUCAACUCAGACCUCACUUUUGAAGCCAGACCUUUCCACGCCAGGAUGGCGUUCUGGGAUCUCUUCUAUAAACUCUACAGAAAUCAGCAUAAAUAUGAAGUUUCUAAAAAAUAAGAAGUGUUUGUGACAGAAAUUACUUAUUUUAUUAUUUAUUUUUAUUGC